AUGGGCAGCAAGAAAAAAAUCCAUAGUUUCCAGAAAAUUUCAAUUGUUGGACCAUGCACGCUAAAGUUGAAAGAGCUUUUUGGAAAAGUAGCCAAGUAUGCACUUGGUUUCUUCUUAAUGUAUGCUCUGUGCAAUAUAUCGCACUUCCUGUUAAAGCCAUAUUCUCAGCCUCGCAUUACCUCUGACACCGUUAUAGGACUGCUCAUUGGAAACAUAGGGUUCAUACGCAAUCAAGUAACAGAUUCAGCGAGUAAAACAUUGAAUUUCAUAGUUGAUUUUGGCAUGAUCUGCUAUAUGUUUGUGUUAGGCAUAGAAAUGGAUCCGUAUAUACUCUUUAAAGAACCAACCAAGGAUGCUAAGGUGGCCUAUUGUGGUAUGCUCUCCACAUUCAUCCUAGCCUGUGCCAUAACCCCAUUUAUGCAUUUUACAGAAGGUUUCAAGGUCGACUUCACUCUCUCCCUCUCCACGGUCCUCUCUAGCACAGCCUCUCCGGUACUGACACGUCUGAUAACAAGUCUCAAAAUAGGAAAGUCAGACAUAGGCCAGCUGGUCAUUGCUGCAGGAAUGCAUGCUGAUUUUGUAACCACUCUUCUCCUCUCCAUUGGCUAUGUCUUUUGCCCUGUCGAAUCUGGAGAUAAAGUUGUAGAGACUUCAAAGCGCGUUUGGAGAUCCAUUGAAAUGGGUUCUGCAUUAGUAAUCCAGACACUUUUUGCAGCAUAUGUUUCACCAUUCUUCAUGAACUGGGUCAACAAUGAAAACCCGCAAGGCAAACCCAUAAAAGGUUCACACCUAGUGCUUGCUCUUGCUUUCAUGGCCUUGGUCAUUUCCUGCUCACCAAUUUAUGGAUAUAGUCCUGUUUUGAGUGCAUUUAUGGCAGGAACCUUUUUACCAAGGGAGGGGAGAGUCUCAAAAUGGGUAGUAGGCAAGAUCAAUUACUUGUUAACUACCAUUUUCUAUCCCAUUUUUUUCUUUUGGAUGGGGUAUGAAGCUGUGUUCAGGGAUUUUCAACCUGGCCAAUUCGGGACAUGGGGAAGGUUAUUUGUAGUUUUUGCUAUAGCAACAAUUGGAAAAGUUACUGGAACAGUCAUCUCUGGAAAGCUGUUGGGGUUUAACUGGCCGGAAUCUGUAGCACUUGGGCUUCUUCUCACUACCAAAGGCCAUUUUCACAUAUACUUAGCCAUUGCUGCAAAAACAGCUGGGAAAACGUCUACUUCAACCAGCACUGUGAUGGUGAUAGCUAUCUUUUUCACUGUUGUGCACGCCCCAUCAGUCGUGGCACAAAUCAUCAAGCGUGCAAGGAAACGGGUACCUACUCAUCGAAUGUCGCUUCAGUUGCUUGAUCCUUCAAGUGAACUCCGCAUAUUGCUAUGCCUUAAUGGGCCUCAAAAUGUGCGUACUACCAUUAACUUCAUUGAGAUAUCUAGAGGGACAGUUGACCCUGGUAUUGUGGUAUAUGUAACCGACAUGAUAGAACUCACAGACGAAAUCGCAGCCACACUGGUCAAAGAAGAAGAAGUGGACACCAUGACUGUGACUCACACAGGAGUAAAAGAAAUGAGAGAUCAAGUCACUACUGCAGUUCAAACCUAUGUAGGGGAGAGCGGAGAAGGUAUCACACUUAGACGAUUGCUUGCACUCUCGACUUUCAAUGGCAUGCCCCAGGAUAUUUGCAUUUUGGCAGAGGACUCAAUGGUAGCCCUCAUCAUAUUGCCAUUUCACAAGGUCCAACGCCCAGAUGGAACCUUGGAUAAUGGUCAUUCUGGUUUCAGAUAUGUGAACCGUAAGGUCCUCAAGAAUGCUCCGUGCUCUGUGGGAAUUCUUGUAGACAGAGGUCUUGGAUUGAUUGAAAAACUACCAAGAGCUUGUGAUCAUUCUGUCAGUGUGGCAGUCAUCUUCAUUGGUGGUAAAGACGAUAGAGAAGCACUUGCCUAUGCUGGUCGCGUAGCACGACAUUCAGGUGUAAAACUCACAGUCAUAAGAUUCUUGGUUGACGCUAGCUCAGAGGCAGCAACCAGACCUGGGAAUUACACAGUCAGCCGUUCUGAGAAAGAAGAGGAAAUGAAGCUUGAUGAUGAGUGCUUUGCUAGCUUCUAUGAGAGACAUGUGUCAUGUGGGCAAGUUGCUUACAUGGAGAAGCAUCUUGCCAAUUCUGCUGAAACCUAUACUACCUUGAGGGCAUUGGAUGGGCAGUACUCACUCAUUAUAGUGGGAAGAGGGGAAAGAGUGAAUUCGGUUUUGACGUUUGGGAUGAAUGACUGGCAGCAAUGUCCAGAGUUGGGUCCAAUUGGGGAUGUUCUAUCAGGUUCUGAUUUCUCAGUCAUAACUUCAGUUUUGAUCAUCCAAGAAAACAGUCUAAAAGGACAAUUAGAUGGGCUUGAUGAUGACUUUUCUAUCAUGUAAAUGUAUCAAACAUAGCAAAAGAUAGCUUUAGAGUUUUAGAUACCAAUUGUAGCAAGGAACCAAAUGGUCUGUGAAAAUCAUAGUUUGUAGAAAUUUAGGAGCCAUUUGAAAAAGAAAAGAAAUGGCAGGAAAAAGAGGUUAGAAAUUACAGAGGUAGUGUAAACUGUAAAUCAACAAAAGAAUGGUUG
Molecule: messenger RNA, 2588 nt
Organism: Prunus avium (sweet cherry)
Lineage: Eukaryota; Viridiplantae; Streptophyta; Magnoliopsida; Rosales; Rosaceae
Gene: CHX28
Product: cation/hydrogen exchanger 28
Biological process (GO): regulation of pH; proton transmembrane transport
Cellular component (GO): endomembrane system; membrane
Molecular function (GO): antiporter activity
Source: RefSeq, a predicted model, not a curated record